AACACAACGUGCGGAGCGUUAAGUCCCUCCCCGGAUUUGACAAACGCGCACGCAUCUUGUGCUUGUAAACAGAAGCUCACACGUGACACGGAGAGGCGAGCAGAGUCGCGCGACCGCAUUGUCUGAGCGGACAAAGGAGCGCACUGUGAGCUCGAGCUUCGGCCAGGUGAGCGGCCAGGUGUUAUGGCAACCGACGUUAUGCGCCGCAACGCGAAGCCGCGAGGCUGUGCUCCUUUAAAGAGCGACGUCCGGGGACGCGUGCGCUCGCUCGGGCUCGAUGUCUGAACCGCAAAUCCCGGAGCUCGGUGGGAUAACGUCGUUGACUGCGUUCUCUCGCUGCUCUCGCGCACGCAGCUGGCUUACCGAACAGGAGAGCCUUUGUUGUUUUAACGCCAAAAGCUGGCCGAAGGGUCAUUUCUCUCCGCCGCCGUCGUCAACUAGCAGUAGCCUUUAGCCUCGGCGGCCGAACAAAUUAAUUUCUGAAACGACAGCGAGCCCGCGUGCGUCGUCCAGCGGCUGGAUGAGAUGUCUUUCGCCAUGGAGGAUAGUUUGGAGUCCGGAUGGGUGUCAGUGCGACCCAGGGUGUUCGACGAGAAAGAGAGGCACAAAUUCGUUUUCAUCGUGGCCUGGAACGACGUCGAGGGAAAGUUCGCCAUAACCUGCCACAACAGAACCGUCCAGAGACGGAGCACUUUUCUGGACUUGGAUUGUAGCCCCGCCGCUGCCGCCGCCGCCGCUCAGAGUCCGGCCAAAGCGAAAAAAGCCGAAGCCUGUCAAGCUGAUAAAGUUGGACCGCACUCUGUCCCGACAGGAAAAGCCGCAACAAACACCGGAGAUGGGGGCAACGCUGUAAAAAGCGGCCGUUCAAAGGCGCCCGAGUGCGCCAGCAGUCCCACAUUAGGGUCCUGGGACAUCGUGACGCCCAAGGAGAUGGACAUGGAGAUCCUGGACUCCGCGGACGUCCCCUCGUCCCCGGAGGACGCAGAGCCGGGAGACGGCGAGGCCGGCCUCCGCGAGGACUUCAGCUGGGCCGGCCUGUUCUCCUUCCAGGACCUGCGGGCGGCCCACCAGCUGCUGUGCGCCGUCAACUCGGACCUGGAGCCGUGCCUGCCCUCCUUCCCGGAGGAGCAGUCCGGCGUGUGGACGGUGCUGUUCGGCGCCCCGGACAUGUCGCCGAGGGAGACGGACGCGCUGUGCUACCAGCUGCAGGUGUACCUGGGCCAUGCCCUGGACACCUGCGGCUGGAGGAUCCUCUCCCAGGUGCUGUUCUCCGAGACCGACGACUCGGAGGAGUACUACGAGAGCCUGAGCGAGCUGAGGCAGAAAGGCUACGAGGACGCGCUGGAGGCGGCCAGGAGGCGCAUGCAGGAGGUGUUGGACAAGCACAAGGCCAUCGACAGCAUGGUGGAGCUGCUGCAGGUGUACCCCGAGGAGGACGAGGCGUACGGAGAGCUGCUGGAGGCCACGACGCAGCUGUACCACUACCUGCUGCAGCCCUUCAGGGACAUCAGGGAAGUGGCAACUCUGCGGCGGCAGCAAAUUAAGAUCUGCCUGGAGACGGAGCGUCUCGGGCCUCGCCGCGUGGACAGCCUGAGGAAAGAGGACGAGGAGUGGCAGAAGAAGGCUCACACCGCCGUGCUCUCUAUUCAGGACCUGACCGUGAAGUUCUUUGAAACCACAACCCGAGCUCAGAAAGCUCUUUAUGAGCGGAUGCGCGCCGACCAGAGGAAGUUUGGAAAGUCGGCGUGGGCCGCCGCUGUCGAACGCAUGGAGCGGCUGCAGUACGCCGUUUCCAAGGAAACUCUGCAGCUCAUGAGGGCCAAAGAAAUCUGCCUGGAACAGAAGAAGCACGGCUUGAAGGAAGAGAUGCAGAGUCUGCAGGGUGGGGAGGAUGCAAUGAUGCGUCUGGACCAGCUGGAGGCGCUUUACUACGAGCUGCAGCUGCAGCUGUACGACAUUCAGGCCGAGGUGCUGCGCUGUGAGGAACUGCUGCUGACUGCGCAGCUGCAGAGUCUGCGCAGGCAGAUGAUGGAGCGACAGGAUGAGGUGGUGUACUACGAUGCCUUUGAGAGCCCAGAUGCCAUGAAGGGUGAAGAGGAACCUGCACCCCCACCAUCGCCCCUCAGAGAUGAAGAGCUCUGUGUCCUCCAGCAGAGGACGCGGCAGCUCGAGGCCCGGAGGGGCCGCAUCACCACCAAGAAAGUCUACCUCAAAAACAAGAAGGAAAUCUGUAUCUUCAACCACAACCAGAAAAUCCAACAGCGCCAAGGAAGUAAUACUGACUGCAACUCUCUGCAGGUAGUGCAACAGGGAGGAGCGACUGCAGAAGACGAUGAAGCCAAGAGAAACGUGUCGGUGAGUCAGGAAAGGCAGAGGACUCUGGACCGACUGCGCAGCCUGAAACAGCGUUACCCGGGCCAGGUGACUCUAAGGUCCAGCCGCCUGCGCCUGACUCAGACUCACAGUCGAAGGCGAGCGGGGCAGCAGCCCAGCACCCAGGCAGUCAGCGUCCAGACCGACUGCAUCUCUGACCUCCCAGAACUCUCUGCUCCGCCUCCACCCGACGUCUACAGCUGCGCCUCCCUACCGUCCGACGACCUCCAGAGUGUUAAAGCUUCGCCCUCUUUCCUCUCGCUGCCUCCUCUCUCGUCAUCUCCAUCCAUGCUCUCGAUGGGAUCGCCUCCUCCGCCGCCCCCUCCGCCGCCUCCCCCACCUCCCCAGUCACUUCCUCCCACAGUGAACCAAACAAGUAGCCCAACGAAGCAGCAGACGUGCGAGUCUGAGUGCGCCUCACUGCCACUGGCUCCGUUUUCCCCCCGAUUCUUUGACAGCAGCCAGCUGCUGACCGCGAGGAAGAAGCUGAGGAAGACUGCGUCUCUGGACUCCUCGCAGUGGAGGAAGGCGAGCUCGCCCAUGGACGAAGUCUUGGCCUCCCUCAAGCGGGGCAGCUUCCACCUGAGGAAGGCCGAGCUGCGAGUUCUCGGCCCCGACCCGGACGACGACAGCAACAACAUCCUGGCUCAGAUCCGGCAGGGUGUCCGUCUGAAGAAGGUCCGCACCCGCCCGGAGCAGCAGCGCCACCCCAAGAGCUUCCUGCACUCGGCCGACGCCCUGACCCGCAGCAUCCACGAGGCUCUGAGGAGAAUCAAGGAGGCGUCGCCGGAGUCAGAGUCUGAAGACGAAGGCCUUCCUUGCACAGACUGGGAAAACUAAGGUGGUUGAGUGGAAGAGCUUCACAUGCAGAACUUGUUAGUUUUAUAUAAUUGUGUGCAGCCAAAACAAGGAGGAAACAAUGAGCUGAGUAAAGCAGACAAGCCAGGGUCAGCUGAAGGCAACUUGGUGCAAUUAGAACAAAAAAAGUUUGGUUUUUCUAAAUCAGCCGAUGUUUCUUUUCCUACUCGUGUUUUUGAUUUGAAUCACUUUUAAUGUGUUGCUGUUGCAGUCUUUGCGAGGACACAACCUCUAACCUCCUGUUACAUCAGAGUCGUACUGUAGCUCGUUGUGGUGGGUUUGUUUGAAGAAGGAAACAUUUGGUCCUUACUGCUGUGAAGACAGAUCUUCUGUGUCGGCUUUUUUACUGAACUUUACUUCACAACAACUAUUUAUACUGCUCAGCAGCUCACAGAAGCAUCCCCAGUCACACAAGGAGCAAUUGGCUGUUAGAGCAUAGCAAUAGGAAAAGAUGAGUUUCAUUCAAAUUGAGGCAUACCAGCAUAAAGAGCAAAUUUAUAACUUAAAAAAUACUGUGGAGUUAUUAGUUACUUAAAAUAGCACUUUCAAGAAAGUAAAGAAGUGUGCAACUGAGUAGGAGGAUUUACAAUUGCAAUGAAAAAUGUCCAGCCCCUCAGCCUAGACAGAUUUCAGUGGUGUGCAUGAAGAUAACUUCUAAAAACACCUCAAUGACCAAUAGAAAUGUUACUUGGACAACAACGGUGGAUCUAACCUUGAAGUUCAAAUCAAAACUCUUUUAACACGUAAGUGUGCAGUAGUAUUCAACCCCCAACUUUAGUACUUGGAGGAGCACUCUUUAGCUUUUCUAAAUGCCACCAAACUGGAUAAGUACUGACGAGUUUCCUUAAUGUGUUGAGAGAAGGCAUCACGUUCCUCUUCAAAACGGCCUGAUAUUUCUAGGAAUCUGUGACGCCAGGUACAAGAUCAAGAUUACAGGUUACUGCUGCAGAAAAACAGCCCUACAUCGACAAUGAUCCACCUCAAUGCUUGACUGUAGGGCUGGUAUUCCUCUGAUCAUAAUUCUGGUCUUUGUCACAUCGCUUGUCCUUAUGUCCAAACGGUUCCAGUUUGGUUUCAUCAGUCCGUAAAACUGUCUCUCAAACCUCUGUAGACCUAUCCAGAAUCAUCCUUGCAUAUCGUAGGGUAAGGGCGAUGUUCUGCCCCCCUGGAUGGUGUCACAACUAACAGAAUGGCAGACCAGGUGUACCUACUAUAAAGAGAAACAAGACCAAACAAAA
Molecule: messenger RNA, 4469 nt
Organism: Fundulus heteroclitus (mummichog)
Lineage: Eukaryota; Metazoa; Chordata; Actinopteri; Cyprinodontiformes; Fundulidae
Product: junction-mediating and -regulatory protein
Exons: 10
Coding region: 526-3213 (895 amino acids)
Biological process (GO): 'de novo' actin filament nucleation; intrinsic apoptotic signaling pathway by p53 class mediator; positive regulation of apoptotic process
Cellular component (GO): nucleus; cytoplasm
Molecular function (GO): transcription coactivator activity; Arp2/3 complex binding; actin binding
Source: RefSeq, a predicted model, not a curated record